Brassica oleracea var. oleracea is the source of this 1202-nucleotide messenger RNA. RefSeq lists its product as uncharacterized. NCBI's taxonomy places the organism in Eukaryota, Viridiplantae, Streptophyta, Magnoliopsida, Brassicales, Brassicaceae. Gene Ontology annotation, cellular component: ribosome. The record is from RefSeq and is a predicted model, not a curated record. The transcript is spliced from 2 exons. Gene Ontology annotation, biological process: translation. Gene Ontology annotation, molecular function: structural constituent of ribosome. Bases 430 to 867 code for a protein of 145 amino acids.
CUAGUCUCUUGUGUGCCAUAGUGUCUCUUCUUCUUCUUCCUCUUUCGCAAUUCCAUGCUUCUUCUUUGUUUCUCCCAUCACCUUCUCCAUGAUCCUCUGCUCCGGCCGCACAUCAUGACUCUGAUUCCUCCUCCGUCGCAGCAAACACCUAACUCACCUCAUCGAAUCCCCAAUCGCCGAGUUCUCGAAACUAUUGCCGUCGUGGCCGGAACCCUAGGCGGCGCCGCCACCUUCAUCUCCUAGAUUCCUCCUCCGUCUCCUGCGAUCUAAUCUCCAAAGUCGGCCACGACUUCAAAUACGACGUCACACAUCCCCGAUCGUGGCCCCGGAUUUAAAGGUCAAUAACGUAAAUACACCGAAGCUUCAUCUUCCUCAUCCUUCUCCUCCUUCCCUUAUCUACCGUGAGAUGAUGCUUCUUCACCAGUAAAAAUGAAAGAGAUAAUGGCGGUUUCUCCAGAUCAAUCCAUGUGCUCCUUCUCUGGUAACCAUCCGUUUUACCUCGGGAACCUUGAUGGCGAUCAAGUGGAGAAGUUCUGGAAGAGGUUCGCGGGGUUGUCGGAGAUUAUGGAGAUUAUGGAGAUUCCUGUUCUGAAAGGAGAGAUCGUGUUGCCCACAAAGAAAAAUAAAUUAAAGGUGUUGGUAAAGGGAAGAAGAAAUGAUGAGAACUUUGUAAUGUUGAAAUUGAGUUUUCUGGUAGUUACUGGGAUUGCUCGGCCUUCUGGUUCUGAUAAGCUUUACACUGCUACUAAAGUUGAGACUCUGCGAAUUUGGGAUUGUGCUUCUGGACAGGUUUCGAUUUGCCUGCCUCUUAGAGUUCAUUCCAUAGUGUGGCUAUUCUUCAAUGGAUACUUGUCAUUGUUUGGUUAGAACUUAGGACCAAGGGGUGUGUCUCUCACACUGCUGAGCCACCCCUGUUUAUGUAGUUUAGCUUUUGAACUCAAAACACUAGUUUAAAUAAGCAUGCUUGCAGUUUGCAUUACCGAAGGCUUUCUGUCUAUACUGAGAAUCACUUUACUCUUUGGAUUUAUUACUCUUCCAAAUAUAGAGUUUUGAUGCUUAUUUGUAUAUGUUUUGGUGUCACCAACUUAGUUCUUUUUACUUGUUUCCUGUUUGUAAAGAAUCAACUUGUUUGUUUUGUUUGAUUGGAACAUAUCACAAAUUACUUUGAUCUGUUAUGUUUUGAAUGAAAAAGUUUAUGUCAA